AUGUCUGGAGUUCCUUGUCGAGACUGUGUGAGUGGCACUUUGUCGGAUAAAACGCCAACAGGAACAGAGACUACAAUACAUGGGCUGCCGACGUACGUCGCUCUCCCAGAGGGAGAGUCAAAAGGAUUGAUCGUCUAUAUUCCUGACGCGUUUGGGUGGAAGUUCAACAACAAUCGUGUUCUCGCCGAUCAGUAUGCAAAGAAGGGCGGGUUCACCGUAUAUCUUCCCGAGGUCAUGGAUGGCCACGCGGUAAACGAAAUGCUUCUUGACCACAUGAGCUUCAUCACAGCGCCGGCAUCCUGGUAUACGACGUUAUUUGAGAAGCCAAUCUACAUACUGCAGUCCAUACAACAUAUGGUCCCAUUUGCGAUCCGUUGCCGAGAGUCAGUGACAAUGCCAAGGGUGUUAGAAUUCGUGAAAGCCCUGAGAACGUCGCCAGAAACCGCGAAUCUCAAAAUUGGCGCCGCUGGAUUCUGCUGGGGCGGGCUGCAUGCUGUUAAGCUUGCACAUGAUACGCCGUCUUCUCGUGUUCACCGAUAUGGAUCCGAAGCUGGGGAGGUGAAGCCGCUGAUAGAUGCUGCCUUCACAGCCCAUCCGAGCAUGCUGAAUGUUCCAACUGAUAUCACUGGAGUCACAGUUCCGCUAUCCAUAGCUGUUGGAGAUGUUGACUUCGUAAUGAAAUUCCCUGAUGUCGAGAAUGCCAAGAGCAUAUUGGAGAAGAAAGGCGACGACCACGAAGUCGUCGUCUAUCCUGGGGCUAAGCAUGGAUUUGCCGUGAGAGGGGACCCAAGGGAUCCUAAGCAGAAGGAACAAGCAGACCAAGCAGAGGAGCAAGCAAUCGGGUGGUUCUCAAAAUGGCUUGCUUAA
Messenger RNA from Pseudogymnoascus verrucosus, 867 nucleotides. RefSeq lists its product as uncharacterized. The coding region runs from base 1 to 867 and encodes 288 amino acids. The transcript is spliced from 2 exons. The record is from RefSeq and is a predicted model, not a curated record. Gene Ontology annotation, molecular function: hydrolase activity. Lineage: Eukaryota; Fungi; Ascomycota; Leotiomycetes; Thelebolales; Thelebolaceae.